Messenger RNA from Aspergillus nidulans FGSC A4, 1155 nucleotides. Its product is annotated as seipin. The record is from RefSeq and is a predicted model, not a curated record. The transcript is spliced from 4 exons. Lineage: Eukaryota; Fungi; Ascomycota; Eurotiomycetes; Eurotiales; Aspergillaceae. Gene Ontology annotation, cellular component: endoplasmic reticulum membrane. Gene Ontology annotation, biological process: lipid storage. Bases 1 to 1155 code for a protein of 384 amino acids.
AUGGACUCGGAUAACUCCUCGGAUGAAGGUGUCCAAACUGGCCCUUCUUUUGCCGCUAAAGCGACGGACACGCUGCUGGAGCCUUUACGCGUCCUAGUUUCCAGAAAUGCCCUGACGGCCUAUCUGAGUACUUUUAUGUUCUUUGCGACUGCUAUAUGCAUGAUAUUUGUGUCCGCCCUCGCAUACGGCGUGUUCUACUACAACUUCAUACCGCGAGUCGGACUUGAGCGCAUUGUCCAUUUACAGUUCGGAGAUGGCCAUCCGUGGGGCAUCGCGGCUCUCGAAUCGGGUCUGAUCUCGUCCCAAGCGUACGAUGUCCAUGUGGAACUCGAGCUCCCCCGAACUCCAUCAAAUCUGGCUACCGGGAACUUCAUGCUAGAUCUGACGCUGCUGUCUCAAUCUUCGACGUCCGCUCGGACUGUGGGGGAAAUCACCGCGCCGCCAAUUUCUCACUCCCGUCGCCCCGCAAUCCUGACGUAUGCCUCGCCUCUGGUUGAUAUCUCCUCAAAAGUCUCAUUUAUGCCUCUAUAUGUUCUAGGCUGGAAGCGCGAGGCUGAGCGGUUGGCUGUACCGAUGAUGGAGCGCGUUGAGUUCUCUCGGGGGACACAUAAUGUCCCUGAUACUCUGCGACUCGAGAUUCAGAGUGAGGAAAAGAUGCAGUUCUAUUCAGCGAAGGUGAAAUUUACGGCGAGUUUUACUGGGUUACGGUGGAUUAUGUAUCACUGGAGGAUCCCGUCAUUCUUUGUCUUCAGUUUCAUGUUCUGGUCCGUCUCUAUGCUCUCCUUUUCUCUCUGUUGGAUUCUUCUUGCUUGUUUGUCCAAUAAGGAUGUGAAGACGGAGGAAGAAGAAGAAGAAGAAGAAGGUGGUGUCAAGGAAGAGGAGGACAGUGGAACUGAACCCACGAUCAAGGAGGAGCAAUCUGAGAAGCUUGGUCUUCUGGAUAUUGAAUCAACUGCCGAAACUUCCGACAGGGAAAGCGAGACCGACUCAGACGAUGGAGUGAACCAUCUGUAUGACGUGGGGCGAAAACGCAGAAUAACGACAGCCGAGUCAGGGCCGUUGGAGGCUGCUGGAUCUGGAACAGGGACAGAAAGCGCCGGUCCUUCAGGUGUCCAACGAAGGCAAAGCAGGUUAUUUAAGGAGGAGGAUAGCUAG